Messenger RNA from Porites evermanni, 1863 nucleotides. The record is from the annotation of a GenBank genome assembly. NCBI's taxonomy places the organism in Eukaryota, Metazoa, Cnidaria, Anthozoa, Scleractinia, Poritidae.
AUGUCUAAACAAAACUUUACAGAUAAACAACUUCAGAAUUUGUCUUUGGAUGAAAUAAAAAAAAUUGUAGCACAAGAAAAAAAAGGACUUAAGAAAGAUUAUAAGGAAUUAGAAGAAAAGAGAAAAUUGAUUGAAAAAUAUAGAAAAUUGACAGAAUUUAGAAAAAAAGUUAAACAAGGAAAAGUUAUAAAAAAGAAACCCCAAGUUGUUUCAACACCAAAUUCCAAAAAGAUAAAAAAGAAACCCCAAGUUGUUUUAAAACCUCAUUCUAAAAAGAUAAAAACAUUUGAAGAUUAUUUUGAGGAAUGUAUAAAAAAUAAAAAAAUUCCUAAAGAUACUCCUUCUUAUUUACGAAAAGCUCUUGAGAGAGUUAUAAAAGAAUAUGAGCAAGGAAUUGUAAUAGAAAAAUCAGCUUUAGGUGAAUUUGCUAAAAAAUAUAUUAUCAAGGGAGAACCAGAUAUUUUACCUUAUCAGUUCUUUAGAAAUAAAAAACAAGUUAUUAAAGAUUUUCUUAGAAAUCAUCGAAAUACUAAAGUAAGGUUUGUUUUAGAUUGUAUUAUGGAAAAACAGGAAAAAAUACAAGGUGAUAGUAAAUUAACUUUUAAAGUUCAAGAUAAAUCAUAUUUUCAUUCUAAUACAUUUAAUAAUUUUAAUUCAACUGAUGUAAAAGAUUUACUUAGUAAAAGUUAUAGAGAAAUUAUUGAAAGUAUAUCUACGUAUCAAGAAAAUGGUAGUGGGUGGUACUUUAAAGAAAUUGUACAACUAGAAAUUCAUACAACUGAAUUUAAACCAGUGAAAGGUUCUUCUUAUAUUCCUCUUCCAGAUUGGAUUAUGAGAAAAAAAGCAAUUGUUAGUAUUCGAAAUAAAGAUGAUAAAUGUUUUCUUUGGUCAGUACUUCGUUAUCUUCAUCCAAGAGAAAAGAAUGAUAGUCGUUUGUCAGAUUUAAAAAAGUAUGAAUUUUCACUUAACACUAAAGGAAUUACUUUUCCAAUGAAAGUAAAAGACAUUACCAAAUUUGAGAAUCUUAAUCCAGAUCUUUCAGGAAUAAAUGUUUUUUCUGUAGAUGAAAAGACUAUUUAUCCUUUGAGAGAGGUAAAGAAAGAUUGUAAAAAUACUAUUGAUUUAUUUUUGUAUGAAGAAGAUGGUAAAUUUCAUUAUUCACUAAUUAAAAACUUUUCCCGCCUUAUACGUAGUCAAAUUACUUCAAGAACAGAUGAACCAAUACAAAUUUGUAAGAGAUGUUUUUGUCAUUUUACAAAACCAGAAUUAUUAGAUAAACACAUCAAAUAUUGUUCUAGUAAUAAAACAGCAUUUGUAAAAAUGCCAAAACCAAACACAACUUUACAUUUUAAAAAUUAUGAUAGACAACUUCCUAUUCCUUUUGUUGUUUAUGCAGAUUUUGAAUGUUUUACUAAACCAAUGAAUAGUUGUAGUCCUGAUCCUAAAGAUUCUUAUAAUUACAACUAUCAAAAACAUGAACCAUCAGGAUUUUGUUUUUAUGCAAAGGGAAUUGCUGGUAAAAGAAUUAAACCAAUCAUUUAUACAAAAACUUCAGAGGAUGAAGAUGUAGCAAAAGUAUUUGUAGAAAAACUUACAGAAUUGACUAAAGGAAUUUAUAACGAUUUUUAUUGUAGACCAAAACCUCUAGUAAUGAAUCCAAAAACACAAAAAGAAUUUAAUGAUGCAGUUAAUUGUCAUAUUUGUAGUAAAGAAUUGGGGAUGAUAAAGUUAGAGAUCAUUGUCAUUUUACAGGUAAUUACCGUGGAGCAGCACAUAACAAAUGUAAUCUUAUGUGUAAAAAACCAAGAAUACUACGAGUUAUAUUUCACAAUCUUCAGGGUUAUGAUGCUCAUUUGUUUAUAA